AUGCCUCACGUUGCGUUAAACGAGGUCAAUAAAUUAUCAAUGCUGCGAGCAUUGGAAAGCGGUCAUUAUCUGAGCAUGAGUUUUCGCUUGGGGGAUCUGUACGAGUAUCCUCUGUUACAUAAUACGAUCAAGCAUUCAUGGGCCGUCAAAACGGCGACUCAGCUUGAGAAGCCUCGAUAUGUUAUCUCUGUUCUGCAGACCGAUCGAAAGAAUAUCAUGUCACGAGAUGGUAGCGUGUUCGACGAUUGUAAUUUGAGUAACAUGAAACUUUAUCUAAAUUCGACGUUUUAUCCGAACGACGAUUUAAAUCUGGAUUUUGGCAAAAAGAGAUACGCCGUUUUAUUCGAUAUGUACGCACGUUUUCGUAGAGCAUAUUAUGGAAUCGAUUGCUUCGAAACGCUACUCAACGUGCUCUCAUUUGUCGAGAAAGGGCCUUUUGUGGUCAUUGAUUGCUCGCGACAAAACGAUUCCGUCAAGAGUGCCACUGUGGACGUAUGCAUAGAAUUUGAGUGCAAGGAGAAUGUGCCCGCAAAUACAACAGUUUAUUGUCUCAUCAUACACGAUCAUGUAGCUCAGUAUAAUCUAUUGACCAACGUAGUGCGCAAAAUCACCUAA
Acromyrmex echinatior (Panamanian leafcutter ant) is the source of this 615-nucleotide messenger RNA. RefSeq lists its product as uncharacterized. NCBI's taxonomy places the organism in Eukaryota, Metazoa, Arthropoda, Insecta, Hymenoptera, Formicidae. The record is from RefSeq and is a predicted model, not a curated record.